AUGCUCGUGGAUGAUGGGGAAAUAGCAGGUCCAGCCCCCCAAAAGACCCAAGUUACCGACUUUGUGAAGAAUUGGCGGCGCAAAACCCCCAAGAACAGCUUGGCACCACUCAUUUCGCUAUGUGAUGGCCACCUCUACGACCAACACAAUUUGGAGGAGCUACCGGACACCGAAAUGGUGAUUCUGUGCGAUUCUCAGCAGGCCUCCACACCCGGGGAAACUGGUGUGGUCUCCCAACUUGGCGAUGGCUCCAAA
Messenger RNA from Phytophthora sojae, 255 nucleotides. RefSeq lists its product as hypothetical. The record is from RefSeq and is a predicted model, not a curated record. The annotation marks the transcript as partial. Lineage: Eukaryota; Oomycota; Peronosporomycetes; Peronosporales; Peronosporaceae. The transcript has a single exon.